CGGAAACAAGUAACCCGCCACUAACAAUUCGUCCUCUGGAUGGCUGCAGCAAGGUUAUUUCCUCGUGCAUGGAGAAGGAAAAUAUAGGAUUAUUUAAUCAUCAUAUAUACCACAUUCGCCUUGUCUCAUUUUAAUAAUCAGUAAGGUAACUUACGUUCCCUCUGGACUGCUGUUCCGUUGAUUCAUGCGAUGAGUAGCCUUCCCUAGUGUAAUUUUGAUUGUAAUAGUCAUAUUCAAAUCAGUAUAUGGUUUGUUACAUGAAAGUGGACAUUUGGAACGGGGCGCACGAAUACAAAACCUCAAACACAAGUGGCAUGUAUCAUUGGCAUGCUUAUUGGACAUCCACACCGACAGAUGGCUCCUGAAGAUUUAGCGCUCAGCACCCUGGCAAUUCUCCAUGCGACACCACAAAAUAAUACAAUUCCCCGACCCUGCAUUAAUGCAGUGCACUGGGCCAAGGUUCGAAACCUACCCAGGUGACCCGGACGCACUGAGCACAUAGGAAUGACAGAACCGCGACUCGGCUGUAGGUAGGUACAGCACUGACAGUGCCCCGGGCGGAAGUGUUAUUUUAGUGUUAAGAAUAGACACAUUUCCAAGAGAUUGCGGAAUGCGAGACCGGCCCUCCUACCAAAGGAAAGAUGAGGGAAUGGUGGCUUCUUGUGGGCUUGCUGUGCAUUCCUCUGCUGGCAGUCUACCUGCACAUCCCUCCUCCCCAACUGUCUCCAGCCCUCCUGACCUGGCGCUCUGCCGGAGCAUUCUUCACUUUCAGGAGCAACAAUAUAUUCUACAGGGAGACCUAUGGUGCUGUAGGCAGCUCUGAUGUGGUCAUUCUCCUCCAUGGCUUCCCUACCUCCAGCCUGGACUGGUACAAGAUAUGGGAGCCCCUGAAUCGGCGCUUUAACCGUGUCAUUGCUCUGGACUUUCUUGGUUUUGGCUUCAGUGACAAACCUAGGCCCCACCGCUACUCCAUCUUUGAGCAGGCCAGUGUUGUGGAGGCGUUGGUGUCCCACCUGGGUCUGACAGAGCAGAGGGUCAACCUGCUCUCCCAUGACUAUGGAGACACUGUGGCCCUGGAACUGCUCUACAGGAGUGACCACAACAGGACUGGACACUUGACCAUCAACAGCCUCUGUUUGUCCAAUGGAGGUAGAGUACAGUUUCAGACCUUUUCCUGAUUGGCUACAGGUAGCAUAAGCCAUACUUAAGUCAAAUGUACCAUUUAAAUGGACAAAGCAAGCCAGACAAAAAAAAAUAAAAGUAAUUUAUUCAAAGUUGUAGAGCAUCAUAGCCAAAUUAUAUCAGGAUCCAGG
Oncorhynchus keta (chum salmon) is the source of this 1313-nucleotide messenger RNA. Its product is annotated as mesoderm-specific transcript homolog protein-like. The coding region runs from base 642 to 1178 and encodes 178 amino acids. NCBI's taxonomy places the organism in Eukaryota, Metazoa, Chordata, Actinopteri, Salmoniformes, Salmonidae. The transcript has 6 exons. The record is from RefSeq and is a predicted model, not a curated record.